Drosophila kikkawai is the source of this 2942-nucleotide messenger RNA. RefSeq lists its product as uncharacterized. The record is from RefSeq and is a predicted model, not a curated record. NCBI's taxonomy places the organism in Eukaryota, Metazoa, Arthropoda, Insecta, Diptera, Drosophilidae.
UAGAUUUUUCAGAACUGCUAACCACACUCACAGAAAAAGGAGAAGCUUUCUUGCGAAUCUACGCUGAAGCCAUCAGAGAAAAUAACUUCAUACAACAAGUUACACUUUACUUUGACCCAAAAUCUUUUCAACCCAAAUUUUUGGAUCAUUUUGAAAUAGUAAAACGUGCUCUUGAAAACAAAAAGAGCCUUAAAGAUGUAACGAUUCGACUUAAUGGUUGGAUAUUCCCUAGAGGAUUUAAACAGUUUUGGAUACAUCACCUAUCUCUCUUUGGAUGUACGAAUGAGGGCAGAUGCACUGGUAAAUAUCUGCAAGUCAAACCCGCAUUUGGAGAGUUUAAGUUUUAGAAGCACCGAAAUUCUUGGAAGACUCUCAGACAUCGUGCCACACUGCUGCAAUCUUAAGAAACUAGAGUUCGUGCCAAAGCCGGAUAACGAUGGAACCGAAUAUGCACCACUGGCAGAGCUUUCCAACUUACGAGUAAUGACUAUAUUCAGAGCCUUCGAGAAUGGCUCUCUGUUGACAUUUUUUGAGGCGAUAACCAAUUGGCAGAGACCAGAGCACCAACUGCUGACAAUGAACUUUAUCGAAGUCUUGCCACAUUUAAGUAACGUUACAAUUGCGAGAAUGAACUCUUUUUCCCAUUUAGAGUUGGGGUAUCAACGUGAGGAUUAUAUAAAAUUAUUGAUCUCUUACGACUUUUGGGACAUAUCUAGGGACAGCAGCCCUUUAGAGCAAUCUCUCGCCACCAUAACCUUAAUUGGAGCAGAGCUAAAAAUCGAUUGCAAAGGACUUGCCUUGUCUCAUUGUCCGACAAGAGAUAUCGAUAUAAGACGAUUGGUUUCACUCUUAAGGACUUUGAAUAUACAAAAUUUUACUUUAGCAGACUAUAGAUAUAAAGCCCCAAUAUCAAAACUCUUUGCAUCCAUGAUACCAGACGAAUCAUAUGCUUUGAAAUCGGUUGAUAUACAUUUAAGAGAAAUAGGCCAAAUUGAAACAUCUGAACUUGUUAAAAUUAAAUCAAUUACAUCUUUGAUCUGCAAAUUUUUAGGUUGGGAGUCUGUCGAGCUCUUAAGUGCGCUUCCCAACCUGGAAACAGUGCGUAUUCAUAUUAAAGAGGAGUUCGAGAAGACGUAUUCAAAGGCACUUUGCAGUCUCUUAAAUACCUGCUCGGAAAGCGGUGUCAUUACGUGUCAAAAUUGGAACAUUGAAUUUAAAAAGAGCGAGAAUAUAUUAGGCCAAAAUAAGAGAAUUAAAACUAUGAUUAUUGCAGGCAGAGAAAAAAAUUCAGACGUUUUUGAAGCCUUCGGCUACAGAGAUUUAAUUACGAUUGAGGAACUGGAUGUUUCAGAAUGCACCGGUAUAACUAUUAAAGAUAUACUCAAAGUGGCAGAGGUACAGCCGAUAACAAAAUUAAGAAUUUCAUUGACCAAUACGAAUGACAUUGAGAGUUUGUCGAACAUAACUGAGCUCAAGGAAUUGACCAUAUGUGACUCUGAGGAGGGAUCUUUAAUAAAGCUGUUCGACCAAUUGGCCACAAAGACGUCACCGUCGCUUCAAUACCUAGAAAUUAAAUCAGAAAAUCUUUCAAGCGAAGAAUUAGUUCUAAUUUCCAGAAUAAGGUCGUUGAAAAAAUUCAAUUUAUACGAAUCUCAGCAGCUUGAAGAUUGUGAAUCAUUGAUGGAGCUAGCUAAUUCGAAUAUUGAAGAAUUAACACUUUCUCUUCCAGAGUUUUCUUUACAGCAAUUAUUUUCUGCAUUUGCUACAAAAACUUCAGCCAAACUGCAGCACUUGAAAUUUAAAGGAGGACUAAGCAGAUCUGUUAUUAUGAUUGAGGAAUUAGAAGAGCUCUCUAAAAUUCAAAGUUUACGAAGCUUGCAAGGCACAUGUUGUUGUGACGAUAUUUCCCAUUUGCGCAACUUUAAGCACUUCGUGAAACUAGAUCUAAAAUUGUUAUCAGUAACUUCAGAGGUAUUACAAUGUUUGGCAAACCUUGAAAAUUUGGAGUCCUUGGCCUUGUUUUUUAAUGAAUAUAAGAACUAUAUUCAGAUUUUGUUAAUUGAUGAAUAUGUUAACAAUAAUACAGAAAAUGAUUAUAAUGAUUAUAAUGAUUAUAAAUAUAAUGACCAUAUUGACGAUAAUGACAAUGAUGUCGACGUCCAACAUGUUCUUAAUGAUUUGAAAAAUAUCAAAAAGCUAACCCUAUCAGUAAGCAUAGGUGUUAAUCUUACAAAUGUCUAUCAGGCUUUUGGUAGGAAAAGCGUAAAAUUAACACAUCUAACUACAACGAUUAGAUGUGUUGAAGAACUAAAUGAAAUAACGCGAAUUAAAUCGUUAAGAAAUUUAAAUAUUUUCUUUAGUCGAAUUGGUAAAAAUAUGACAAGCAUAAGCGAACUAUCAGAACUCGAGUCAUUGCAAAUUACUGUAGUGUAUUGGGAAAUUGCUAAUAUAAGGGAUAGUAUCCUAUCCUUUUUAAAGUGCUGCAAAAAUCUCGACCGCCUUUUAAUUAACACAUGUUGGGUGUGUGAUUUAUAUAAUAUAUUUCAAAGGGAUAUUCAUAGCAUUCUAAAAUCUGUAAGAGAUCCCACACAUCAAGGUCCUUUAACUGUUAUUUUAAAUAAUGAGGUAAUUGAUCGAUUAUAUAACUUACAUAGGAAAGAGAAUAUAGAGGAAAUACUUAUAAAUAAAAAAAGGCUAUUAUGUUUUGAGAAUGCCUACUUGAAGGUUUUUACUCUGGAUUUCCAUAAUUGGUAAAAUAAAAAUAUAAGCCCAAGCAAUUUUAUUAAAUGUUGCUACUCAAUAGAUACAAUCUAACAUAAAAAUGCUAAGCAUUCAAUGACAAUGUAUGAUUAAAAUAUUUUAAAAAUUGUAAUAUUGUAUAAUAAGAAUAUUAAACGCUUCUAUACAUUUUUUUUAAUAAAGUAUUAAACAACUUGUCUGUA